UGGAGCGGAUUUGCAAGGGGAUGGGAGUCAAGCUUACCAUUGAGAUUCCUCCAGGGCUGAAACGUCCUGAGAAGCCUUUGCCUGCUGCCAAGUUUGCAUCGGAGGGUGGAAUGCUUGCAAGAGGCCAGAUGCCGCUCCUUCCGCAUUUCAAGUUGUACAAGAGGGAUGAGAAUUUGUUGGCCGACUUCGUUGGAAAGAUGGGGGCAAAUUUCAACAUGGACACAGAGUCGGAAGACAUCCAGAAGGCUUGCUAUGACGUACUGCGGAAAGUGUCGAAGAACAGGCGCUACAUCCUGAAAAGGGACUACUUCGACAAAGUACCAGCAAAUGAAGUCAGCAUCAAGUCCCCUGUUAAGGAUGUCUCAGAUGAAGAAUGGGAAGCUCUAACUGCUCUGUGGGUAACCCCAAGACACAGGGUAUGUUCUUUGCUUCAGUUGCAGUCAUUAGUGCUUGCAUGGUAGACAUGAUGCUCAUCGUUAUAGUGUGCACAUUGCUGAAUAUCAUGAUUGUGCCCUUCUGCAGAACACAUGUACCAAGAAC
This is a messenger RNA of Lolium perenne, 540 nucleotides long. NCBI's taxonomy places the organism in Eukaryota, Viridiplantae, Streptophyta, Magnoliopsida, Poales, Poaceae. The record is from RefSeq and is a predicted model, not a curated record.